This is a messenger RNA of Anopheles coluzzii, 2876 nucleotides long. It is a transcript of the gene Prps, whose product is annotated as ribose-phosphate pyrophosphokinase 1. The coding region runs from base 149 to 1465 and encodes 438 amino acids. Gene Ontology annotation, biological process: 5-phosphoribose 1-diphosphate biosynthetic process; ribonucleoside monophosphate biosynthetic process; purine nucleotide biosynthetic process. Lineage: Eukaryota; Metazoa; Arthropoda; Insecta; Diptera; Culicidae. The transcript is spliced from 7 exons. Gene Ontology annotation, cellular component: ribose phosphate diphosphokinase complex; cytoplasm. Gene Ontology annotation, molecular function: magnesium ion binding; ribose phosphate diphosphokinase activity. The record is from RefSeq and is a predicted model, not a curated record.
AAUCAUUCUAUACACCGACGACAGUUGAAAGUUCUAUCACGUACAGCAAGUUCUAUCGUAAAUAUUCCAACUAAGUAACGUUUAAAGUGAACUUUUAUCGUAGUGGCGUGAUUGUGAAAACGCAACAUUCUUUACCAAACCGUGCACAAUGGGCAGAAAGGGCAGCAAACAGACAAAACUGCCUCCGGACAGUCAAGAAGUCCGAUCAUCUCACCCGAUUCGCGCCAGAACGCUCAUCCGCAGCAACUUGGAGAAGGCAUCUGUUAUCAGCAAUACCAGCAACAGCAGCAGCGGCGGCACCCCGGCCUGCGGCAGCAAUCUCGUGCAUAGUUUGUCAUCGGCGACACCCAGCACCGGUGGCAGUAGCAUUAGCGACAGCGGCAGCGAUAGCAAGCAUCCGACCGACAGCAUUUCUACUCCAAGUGUCGAUCCUCACCAAUUGCUACAGUCGAGGAUGCCUAACAUCAAAGUGUUUUCUGGUUCGUCCCAUCCGGAUCUUGCGUCCCGCAUCGUCGACCGGCUGGGUAUCGAUCUCGGCAAGGUGGUGACGAAAAAGUUCAGCAACUUGGAGACUUGUGUGGAAAUUGGUGAAUCAGUUCGCGGCGAAGAUGUGUACAUCGUGCAGUCAGGUUCCGGUGAAAUCAAUGAUAACUUGAUGGAGCUGCUGAUUAUGAUCAACGCGUGCAAGAUUGCAUCGGCUUCUCGUGUGACUGCAGUCAUACCAUGCUUCCCUUACGCACGGCAGGAUAAGAAAGAUAAGACAGGCGACGAUAAGCUGGCAGAGCUCAUGAAAACCAAUGAGUGGAAGUUCCGGAGCCGUGCGCCGAUUUCUGCCAAAUUGGUAGCAAAUAUGCUUUCCGUUGCGGGUGCCGAUCAUAUCAUUACAAUGGAUUUGCACGCUUCACAGAUUCAGGGUUUCUUCGAUAUACCGGUCGACAAUUUGUACGCCGAACCGGCAGUACUGAAAUGGAUCAGGGAAAACAUUGCCGAGUGGCGGAACUCCAUCAUUGUGUCGCCGGAUGCGGGCGGUGCGAAACGUGUUACCUCCAUCGCGGAUCGGUUAAACGUGGAGUUCGCUUUGAUCCACAAGGAGCGUAAGAAGGCAAACGAGGUCGCCUCGAUGGUGCUGGUUGGCGAUGUGAAGGAUCGUGUGGCGAUCCUGGUAGACGAUAUGGCCGACACGUGUGGCACCAUUUGCCACGCGGCGGACAAGCUGGUAGAGGCUGGUGCAACGAAAGUUUACGCCAUACUGACGCACGGCAUCUUCAGCGGGCCGGCCAUCUCAAGGAUAAACAAUGCUUGCUUUGAGGCAGUAGUAGUGACAAAUACGAUCCCGCAGGAUGGCCAUAUGAAGGAUUGUCCCAAGAUUCAGUGCAUCGACGUUUCGAUGAUGUUCGCCGAGGCGGUCCGUCGGACGCACAACGGAGAAAGCGUGUCGUAUCUGUUUUCUAACGUUCCUUACUAAAACACCACACCAACACCGCGUUUUCUAAAUACCAGAGUGUGUAUACCUCUGCUCUUCUAAGCUAUGACACAGAUACACAAACACACAUAGCUCUACACCUUACACCAUAGUCAUUGUCUCCAAUACGAUUGGAAUUCUUGGCCCGGAAGUCGGAAAGCGGAAAUUAAACACAACAACAACAACAGAUUUCAUUGUUUCUUAUCGGUUAUACGUAAAUUUUGCAUACCCACGCGUUCUAAAAUAGAAAAUCUAAAAUAUGUAUUCAUCAUCAUGAUCCAGUGUACAACAUGAGGGGGUAGUCAUAAACAAAAAAAAAAGAGAAUAAGUACGUGCAAAAGGUAGAUCAGGAUGUGAGGAAAGAACGUUAAAAAUACAUUUGCCAGCAGCCAUUUAUUUGUGCAGCAUAAGAAAAACGUUGGGAAGUAAGAACUGAGAACAGGGUCAAGGCAAAACAGUCGUUAUGCUUGCAUAAAUAAGGUCAGUUUUGGAUGUGUUCCUUCAAAUGAGCGUUUACGUGUUUCAUACGUUUCAUAUGCACUCUGUGAAAUGAAACAGUUCCACAUAACAGUUGUUCGAUUUGUUUUAGACGCAGUCCGAAAGUGCUAUAAAAAGACAAGUUUCGAUUUGCAUUUUUUUUUUUUUUUUGUAAAUUUGUUAGCAGUACCCCUGGAUCCGAGUUGCGGUCGAGUACUACAAAUACUGAAAGAAUCAAAUGAUUCGUGUUUGGUUUGCAAAUAGUGGAGCAUAAACGUUUGUUAUGUUUUGUUUUUUGUUUUCUUUUCUUUCUGUAUAACAACCGAAAAGGUGUAAAAGAACAUGUGCAUUCUAGGUGCUAGAGUCUGGCUAAUUUCUGUAAGGACUAGGCAGUAACCAUGUAAACAACAAUUGUGUGUUAUUUGAAGGCAAACGGAACACAUCCUUUUAUAGUAAGGUAUCAAAUAUCGAGAAUCUGGUCCAUGUGGCAUACACCGCGCGUUUGUACAUUAGAUAAGAUUGAGAGUCAGGGCAGUGAAUGAUAGGGGGAUACUCCUGUAAUUGGAUGCAAUAGCGCUACCGUGCAACAAAACUUCUUUUCUGGCAAUAUUUCACACAACAUAUAGUUUGUUUUGUUAUUUGGCUUUGUCCUCGCAAACCGUGUUGUGACGGCGACUCACCUCCUCUUUUUGGUCCCAUAGAUCCAUUGCGACGUGUUUCUAUACGAAUGUAACAGACAAACACACAGACAGACAUAUGUUUUAUUUUAUGGUACAAUCUAUGUUUAGUUUACUAUUAUUUGAUAUAAAACCACAUUAGCUAGUGCUGAUAUUAGCUACCAAAAUAGCGUCGUCCUGUUAUGAGUGUUACAGAACCGACAGAAAGAAAUGCUGAUUGGAGAGUAAUUUUGUAAUAAAUAGCACAAUUUGAGCAUUCA